GUCCCAGUUGCCCAUUGUCAAUAAUGUGUGACAACGUUAAUUGCCCAGUCUACCAGGGUCUGCGCAAGGUCUUACUGCACAGCGCAUCGUUUUAUCAUUUAACUGCGAAAAUUUUGAUUUCUCAAAGAGCAAGGAAUAAGCGACAGCAUCAUGGACUGUUUCCUAAAAAGAAAAGCCCCACAAGAACCGAACUUCAUUGACAAUAAAACGGAGCCUCAGCCUACUACUUCACUUGAGCUUUCGUCCGCCUGCUCUGACUCUGCACCAAAGGGCGCAAAGGUAGGCGACAUGUACAGUGCCUUGCGAAAGUAUCUGGCCCCCUUGAACCUUUCAACCUUUCGCCACAUUUCAGGCUUCAAACAUAAAGAUAUAGAAUUUUAAUAUUUUGUCAAGAAUCAACAACAAGUGGGACACAAUCGUGAAGUGGAACAAAAUUUAUUGGAUAAUUUAAACUUUUUUAACAAAUAAAAAACUGAAAAGUGGGGCGUGCAAUAUUAUUCGGCCCCUGUUACUUUCAGUGCAGCAAACUCACUCCAGAAGUUCAGUGAGGAUCUCUGAAUGAUCAAAUGUUGUCCUGAAUGACUGAUGAUGAUAAAUAGAAUCCACCUGUGUGUAAUCAAGUCUCUGUUUAAAUGCACCUGCUCUGUGAUAGUCUCAUGGUUCUGUUUAAAGCGCAGAGUCAUCAUGAAGACCAAGGAACACACCAGGCAGGUCCAAGAUACUGUUGUGGAGAAGUUUAAAACCGGAUUUGGAUACAAAAAGAUUUCCCAAGCUUUAAACAUCUCAAGGAGCACUGUGCAAGCAAUCGUAUUGAAAUGGAAGGAGUAUCAGACCACUGCAAAUCUACCAAGACCCGGCCGUCCCUCCAAACUUUCAUCUCAAACAAGGAGAAGAUUGAUCAGAGAUGCAGCCAAGAGGCCCAUGAUCACUCUGGAUGAACUGCAGAGAUCUACAGCUGAGGUGGGAGAGUCUGUCCAUAGGACAACAAUCAGUCGAACACUGCACAAAUCUGGCCUUUAUGGAAGAGUGGCAAGAAGAAAGCCAUUUCUCAAAGAUAUCCAUAAAAAGUCUCGUUUAAAGUUUGCCACAAGCCACCUGGGAGACGCACCAAACAUGUGGAAGAAGGUGCUCUGGUCAGAUGAAACCAAAAUUGAACUUUUUGGCCACAAUGCAAAACGAUAUGUUUGGCGUAAAAGCAACACAGCUCAUCACCCUGAACACACCAUCCCCACUGUCAAACAUGGUGGUGGCAGCAUCAUGGUUUGGGCCUGCUUUUCUUCAGCAGGGACAGGGAAGAUGGUUAAAAUUGAUGGGAAGAUGGAUGGAGCCAAAUACAGGACCAUUCUAGAAGAAAACCUGUUGGAGUCUGCAAAAGACCUGAGACUGGGACGGAGAUUUAUCUUCCAACAGGACAAUGAUCCAAAACAUAAAGCCAAAUCUACAAUGGAAUGGUUCACAAAUAAACGUGUCCAGGUGUUAGAAUGGCCAAGUCAAAGUCCAGACCUGAAUCCAAUCGAGAAUCUGUGGAAAGAGCUGAAGACUGCUGUUCACAAACGCUCUCCAUCCAACAUCACUGAGCUUGAGCUGUUUUGCAAGGAAGAAUGGGCAAGAAUUUCAGUCUCUCGAUGUGCAAAACUGAUAGAGACAUACCCCAAGCGACUUGCAGCUGUAAUUGCAGCAAAAGGUGGCGCUACAAAGUAUUAACGCAAGGGGGCCGAAUAAUAUUGCACGCCCCACUUUUCAGGGUUUUUUUUGUUAAAAAAGUUUAAAUUAUCCAAUAAAUUUUGUUCCACUUCACGAUUGUGUCCCACUUGUUGUUGAUUCUUGACAAAAAAUUAGAAUUUUAUAUCUUUAUGUUUGAAGCCUGAAAUGUGGCGAAAGGUUGAAAGGUUCAAGGGGGCCGAAUACUUUCGCAAGGCACUGUAAGUGUGAGCGUGAGCCUGCGCACGGCGUGCAUGUAGACCUAUCUCUCCUCCUCUCAUUGCGGACUUGUGUGUGUGUGUGUGUGUGUGUGUGUGGAUGGAUGGAUGGAAAGAAAAAUUCAUCCUUUUUUAUAUUAGUUUGUAUUAUGCUCUGUUUAUUAGUUGAAGAGGACUAUGGACAAACUGGACAUUAUGGAUGAUGCCAGUCACCUCUGCACACCGUCAUCAUCAACCAAAGGAGCCCGUUCAGUGACAGACUGCUCCUUCCCAAGUGCUGGACUGACAGACUGAAAAUCUCCAGACUGCACAACUCCUCUCUGGGGAUGAGAAGGAGGAGGAGGAGGGGUAACAAGAGGACAGAGGAUGGGAAGGAGCAUCAGCAGCAGUAUUAGUAGUAGUAAUAUGCAAAUGUCUAUAGCUUUAUAUCUUACUUUUUGUCCA
Messenger RNA from Xyrichtys novacula (pearly razorfish), 2363 nucleotides. The record is from the annotation of a GenBank genome assembly. Lineage: Eukaryota; Metazoa; Chordata; Actinopteri; Labriformes; Labridae.